AUGACAAGUUACAGCAACGGAGGAUUGUUCAACCCUGCCUACCAUGACAGCGAGACUCUGGAAAGUGAUAGAAGGUCGUCCAGCAAAAGCCACCCUCACACUAACCCCUACGCUCGGGGUGAGAGGGCAGACACACAUUACGCGACUGGUCAGAACAGCGGCGAUGAUGCUGUGGGGAGAGUGCCCUGGGGGGGCUGGCAGGAGGAGAGCUGGAGGGGCAGAGAAAGCAUCCCCAUGGGCCUCAUCUCAACGCGCCCCGGGAGUCCUCCAUGGCAGCAUGACCUCAACCAUAGUACCUUCCAAAUCCCACCUGACUCUCAGUAUGACCGAUCACCUUCCGUCCGCCUUCCUCCUGCCACCUCAGGCAACAUGACAAUGAGAUGGAGGGGAAUGACAAUGAGAAGGAUGAGCAUGUUUCCUAACGGGGAUCCCAACCAUGUAGCCUUCACUGAGGAUGCGAUAAGGAACGAGAUGGAGAAUGAGGAACAGAACCUGGUCAAAGAGCUCGUUGCCAUGUCAACACGAGACCGAAUUCGGGCCAUCCGGGACCUUCCGGUGAGCUUUGACGAGAAGAAACACAUCAGGAGCCAAGUGCUGGCGUUCAAGUCUUCCAAGAAAUCUCGGCAGUUCACAUGCUUUGCAGAUUGCUCUGAGAACAUGUCACUGUCUUUCCGCAGGUGCGGCUACAGUAUAAGGUCAGCCAGGCAGACCCUGCAGCUGUGGCAAGGCAUCAUGAAAGAGAUUGGUGGCACGUUUGGCACCAGCGUCCUUUCAUACUUCGUGUUCCUCAAGUGGCUGCUCAUGUUCAAUAUUUUCUCCUUCCUGGUCAACUUUGGCUUCAUCACUAUCCCGCUGCUCGUUUACGACCCCUCGCCCAACAUACCUCCGAAUGUGAGCUUCAGAGGACUGGAGAUACUGACUGGAGCUGGUUACUUCAACAACACCGUCAUGUACUACGGUGGCUACAGCAAUGAAACCCUGGUGGGUCUGGUGGAGUACAACAUGCAGUUGGCCUAUUUCUUCACUAUUGCAGUCUACAUGGUUCUGUGUGGAAUUGCACUUAUCUUCAGCAUGGCCAGCUCAUUCAGGACAAACUAUGUACUAGCAGACACAUCUUCAAACAGUGCCUGGCAGCUUCUGUGCAGCUGGGAUUUUAAUAUUACCAACGAGAGAGCAGUGAGACAGCAUAAGAACAAUCUACGUGUCCAACUCAAGGAGUCUUUGUCAGAGAAGGCCCAGAGGGAGCUACUGACCCUUUCUAAAAAGCUGAAGCACUUCGGGGUUUAUCUGGGUUCCUGGCUCCUCUCCACCGGCUUGGCUGUCGGCUGUGGAGGUAGCAUCUAUUAUCUCUGCCAAUACGAACAGCAGCGGGCAACAGAUGCUGCCAACUGGUCUCUGCUUCAGGAGGCAGAGACUCUCCUGGUUCCCUUUGUGGUGUCUCUGAUGAACCUGGUCAUCCCGCUCUUCUACUCCCUCUUCAACAAGUUUGAGCCCUACUCCAGCCAGCGCAGACAGAUCUACGCUCUGGUAGUCAGAAAUGUCUUACUCAAGAUGUCAAUUCUGGCUGUCUUGUGUUAUUACUGGAUGAAUGUGGUGGCUAUCAAGUUUUCGUGUUGGGAGUCCAUGGUGGGACAGGCUCUGUACCGUCUGGUCAUUGUUGAUUUCCUUUUUCUAAUGUUGGGAUCCUUCUUUGGAGAGUUUCUUAGCAAUGUAAUUGGGAGGAGAUUACUACCACGUCUGGGGGUUCCAGAGUUUGACGUAGCCAGAAAUGUCCUCGAAAUCAUCUACGCACAGACUCUGGCCUGGAUUGGUAUCUACUUCUCUCCUCUGCUGCCUGCCAUCCAGAUCCUCAAAUUUUUCAUUCUGUUUUACUUAAAGAAGGUCAGCCUGACCCAGAACUGUCAGCCUCCGCGGCGGUCAGGCAGAGCGGCUCAGAUGCAAACCAUCUUCAUCGCCCUCCUCUUCUUCCCUUUCUUUGUGGGAGCCCUCUCCAUGGUUGCAUACACCGCCUGGAGUCUGACUCCCUCAGAGCACUGUGGUCCUUUUCGAGGACUCACCAACACCUUCAGUGUGGUUGGAGUGUGGAUGGAGUAUCUGGAGAAGAUCCCUGGUUCUCAAUGGGCCGUCUGGAUCUACCAAAAUGUCAUCCGAAGUGAAAUUUUCUACUUUCUUAUCUCACUCAUCAUCAUAGUCACUAUAUACAUCUUCUGGCAAGUUACACAGGGCCGCAAGCACCUUAUUGGUCUACUGAGAAAGCAGAUUGUUAAUGAAGGCAAAGACAAGUCCUUCUUGUUAGACAAGCUCCAGAACCUGCAGAAAUCCAAACCUGACCAGAAAUCCAAACAGAAGAAUCAUAAAAAGCACUCCUCGGGCGGUCAGUCCAACUCAAACGCCAUGUUUCAGGCGUUACUUGCUCGCCAGCAGCUUGAAGAGGAGGAGGAGAGACGCGGCGUUGGCGGAGUGCCCGACAUCUCCACCUCCAGCGCCCUCGCGCAGGCCGUGCAGGCCAGGCAGAGGGCCGAGGGUCAAGAGAGGGAUGAGUACUACAGAACAGGUUUUUCUGAAAACCCUGUCAACACAUCCAGCGCUCUCACACAGGCGAUGCAAGCCAGACGAAGAGUGGAGGAGGACGGAGCAGAUGAUGCACAAGACCUGCCAUCUUCUGUGUCAAGUGUUAUGAUGCAAGUCAUGCAAGCCAGGCAGAGAGCAGAGGAAGUGGACAGGUCUCAUCGGGUCCCGGCUCACCCACAAAACCUAGCUCCCGCGGGCUCCAGCGCGCUCAUACAGGCCAUGUUGGCAAGGCAGCAGGCCCAGAAUGAGUACGAUGACGGGUACUGAGCAAAGGGGCCUGACUUUAUUUUACCGUGGGACAGAACAGAACAGAACAGAACAACAGACUGAAAUCACACUUAUGAUCGGUGUUGUCACCCGUAGAACUAGCAUCGGUUUUAAAUCCAUGAUUGAGGUGAUUUCUCCAGAAUUGCAAUAUAUUUAGAAUAAUAUAUUUAGAAGUAGGAAGAUAGCUACUGUAGCAGGGCCAGAAGAGAACCCAUGCCCACCUCUUUAUGCACUUUUUUUGUACCAAUAUAUUUUAAUAUGUUUCUACAACAGUAUAUAUGCCUUGUAAGAUAAAUAAGCACUAUAAUAUAUUUACACUAGGCCUGAUCUUGUGCCAUUUAUGUUAUUUCUGUAUAAUACUCACCACUUGUUAAUACUGUAUAAUAUGAAGAUAUAA
Molecule: messenger RNA, 3235 nt
Organism: Cottoperca gobio
Lineage: Eukaryota; Metazoa; Chordata; Actinopteri; Perciformes; Bovichtidae
Gene: tmc5
Product: transmembrane channel like 5
Exons: 20
Coding region: 1-2838 (945 amino acids)
Cellular component (GO): plasma membrane
Molecular function (GO): mechanosensitive monoatomic ion channel activity
Source: RefSeq, a predicted model, not a curated record